GGGCUUCCGAAGUCUUCGGGCUGAUCUGGUAGGUUCCACAGCCUCGGCGCUUGUUGUGUGCGUCAUUUCCGGGCGUCACAGAACGGAGUAGCCAACGGCCUGGAGAGAACAUGCCCAAGUUUUAUUGUGACUACUGCGAUACGUACCUCACCCAUGAUUCUCCAUCUGUGAGAAAGACACACUGCAGUGGUAGGAAACACAAAGAAAAUGUGAAAGACUACUACCAGAAAUGGAUGGAAGAGCAGGCCCAGAGCCUGAUUGACAAAACAACGGCUGCAUUUCAACAAGGAAAAAUACCUCCUACUCCGUUCUCUGCUCCUCCUCCUGCAGGGGCGAUGAUUCCACCUCCCCCAGUCUUCCUGGUCCUCCUCGCCCUGGUAUGAUGCCAGCACCCCAUAUGGGGGGCCCUCCCAUGAUGCCAAUGAUGGGCCCUCCUCCUCCUGGGAUGAUGCCAGUGGGACCUGCUCCUGGAAUGAGGCCACCCAUGGGAGGUCACAUGCCAAUGAUGCCUGGGCCCCCAAUGAUGAGACCUCCCGCCCGUCCCAUGAUGGUGCCCACUCGGCCAGGAAUGACUCGACCAGACAGAUAAGGAUAGAGGGGAGGUCUCUUUAUGUCAGUUUUAUAUUACUUGUUCUGCUUCCCCCCAUCCUACUGUAAAUA
Messenger RNA from Microcebus murinus (gray mouse lemur), 660 nucleotides. It is a transcript of the gene SNRPC, whose product is annotated as small nuclear ribonucleoprotein polypeptide C. Gene Ontology annotation, molecular function: pre-mRNA 5'-splice site binding; zinc ion binding. Gene Ontology annotation, cellular component: nucleus; U1 snRNP. Gene Ontology annotation, biological process: mRNA splicing, via spliceosome; mRNA 5'-splice site recognition; spliceosomal snRNP assembly. NCBI's taxonomy places the organism in Eukaryota, Metazoa, Chordata, Mammalia, Primates, Cheirogaleidae. The record is from RefSeq and is a predicted model, not a curated record.